UCUGUCAAAGUCUGUAAUAUAAACAGUAGUGCAUUCGCGAAUCUGGAUUGAAUUUUUCAAUAGUUUUCCUACAAAAUCGAAUUGAAUGUGAGAUUUUUUUGGUGCUAUAGUGAGAUUACAGUCCUAUUCACAUCAUCCCAAUGGCGGAUGUUCGAGAUAUCCUCGACCUGGAACGCCCGGCCACACCGGAGCUGACUAAGGAGUCUGUGCUGGCGAAGAACAAGAAGAUCUAUGAAAAGAAACUCGCUGUUAAACGUCCGGAGGGCAUGCACCGGGAGGUGUUCGCCCUGCUGUACAACGACAAUAAAGAUGCCCCGCCUCUGCUGCCGACCGACACCGGUACCGGUUACAAGCAAACAAAGGCCCGGCUGGGCAUGAAGAAAGUCCGCCGCUGGGAAUGGGCUCCGUUUUCCAAUCCGGCACGGUCCGAUGGAGCUGUGUUUCACCACUGGAAACGUUGCUCGGACGAACCGAAGGAGUAUCCCUUUGCCAAGUUCAAUAAGCAACUGGAGAUUCCGGUUUACAACAUAGCUGAAUACAAUACUCACCUGAAGACGAAUCCGACCAAGUGGUCCAAGCCUCAAACAGACCAUUUGUUUGACCUGGCAAAGCGGUUCGAUGUAAGGUUCAUAAUCAUGGCUGACCGAUGGGACAGGGCGAACUAUGGAAGCAAAACAGUGGAAGAUCUGAAGGAACGAUACUAUGAGGUGAUUGGGCUUUUGAACAAGGUCCGAGGAACACCGGAGAAGAAGAUUUACGUAUUUGACGCAGAUCACGAGCGCAGGAGGAAGGAGCAGUUGAAAAAACUGUUCGAUCGUAACGCGAAGCAAAUCGAGGAAGAACAAACCCUGUUGAAUGAACUGAAGAAGAUCGAAGCCCGUAAGAAGGAACGCGAACGUAAAACGCAAGACUUGCAGAAACUAAUUUCCCAAGCGGAUCAACAACAGGCUGAACUUCAGCAACAGCAUGCCACCAGUUCCCACAAGAAGCACGACAAGAAGCUCAAGAAGAAGAUUCAACAGCAGCCCCGUCCCUCUAAGGUGGAUUCGGUAGUCAAUGCCGUAGAAUCUGCCGGCAUUAAGUUUACGGAUCUGCGAGGAACUGGCGUUUCACUGCGCUCACAGAAGAUGAAACUGCCGGCCAACGUAGGACAGAAGAAGGCCAAAGCACUGGAACAGGCCCUGCAGGAGUUCAAAGUGGACCCGAACCCGCCGCCGAUCGAGGAGAUAUGCGUCGCCUUCAACGAGCUUCGGUCCGAUAUGGUUCUGUUGUGCGAAUUGAGGACGGCACUGGCCACUUGUAAUUUCGAGCUGGAGAGUUUGAAACACCAGUACGAAGCGCUGUGUCCGGGCAAGACGCUGAACAUUCCUGCCGCGCUGGUCAACCCACCGAAUGAGGACGUCUCCGGUGUGAGCGAGUUGGAUGUGUCCGGACUAGUUUAAGGCUGUAAGGUAAGGAAGUUUUCUCUAUGCUAUUUGGAAAACAUGACUGAGUGUUUGUGUCAUA
Messenger RNA from Aedes aegypti (yellow fever mosquito), 1506 nucleotides. RefSeq names its product DNA methyltransferase 1-associated protein 1 (gene DMAP1). Lineage: Eukaryota; Metazoa; Arthropoda; Insecta; Diptera; Culicidae. Gene Ontology annotation, cellular component: Swr1 complex; nucleus; NuA4 histone acetyltransferase complex. Gene Ontology annotation, molecular function: transcription corepressor activity. The transcript has 2 exons. Bases 141 to 1442 code for a protein of 433 amino acids. Gene Ontology annotation, biological process: chromatin remodeling; DNA repair; negative regulation of transcription by RNA polymerase II. The record is from RefSeq and is a predicted model, not a curated record.